AUCCGCGAGGGAGGGGUGGGGUGAGCACUCUUCGCGGUGGUUGGGGGGCUGCUUUGAAGGUGUCAUGGCUGCUGCUGCGGAGCAUAAUUCCUCAAGCAGCAGCGUCAGAAACCUAGAGCGAAGCUCCAGCCCCCUCCUCACCCGAGAGGUCCUCUGCGAAGUCUUUCGUUCCUUGCACACCCUGACAGGACAGCUUAACCUCAGAGAUGAUGUGGUGAAAAUUACAAUCGAUUGGAACCAGCUGCAGAGCCUCUCAGCAUCCCAGCCUGCACUGCUCCUCACUGCACUUGAACAACAUAUUCUGUAUUUACAGCCUUUUUUAGCAAAACUUCAGUCUUUAAUUAAAGAGAAUUCAACAGCUGCAGAGAUAAGACAGACAGAAGCAGAGACCAAGUCUGAACUAAGAGCCGGACAUCCCACUGGAGACCUAGAAAAUGAAGGAAAGCUCCAAGACUGUGAUUUAGGAGAUGUGAAAAAGACACAAAUCCAUUUUGAUCCAGAAGUAGUUCAAAUAAAGGCUGGAAAGGCAGAAAUUGACAGACGAAUAUCUGCAUUUAUUGAGAGAAAGCAAGCUGAAAUCAAUGAAAACAACGUCAGGGAAUUUUGCAAUGUUAUUGAUUGUAAUCAAGAAAAUAGUUGUGCAAGAACUGAUGCUGUCUUUACUCCUUAUCCUGGAUUUAAAAGUCAUGUAAAGGUUUCUAGAGUUGUGAAUACAUAUGGACCACAGACUAGACCUGAAGGAAUUGCGGGGUCAGGUCACAAACCUCCGGGCACACUUCGAGACUGUGGUAACCAGGCGGUGGAAGAACGCCUCCAGAAUAUUGAGGCUCACUUGCGAUUGCAGACAGGUGGCCCAGUACCAAGAGACAUCUAUCAGAGAAUUAAAAAGCUUGAAGAUAAAAUUCUUGAAUUGGAGGGCAUCUCUCCUGAAUACUUCCAAUCUGUUAACUUUUCUGGAAAAAGAAGAAAAGUCCAACCACCUCAAAAUUAUUCACUGGCUGAACUGGAUGAGAAAAUUAGUGCCCUCAAGCGAGCCCUGCUCAGGAAGUCGAGAGAGGCAGACUCCAUGGCCCCUCACCACCUCCCGUGAGGCCACUCUCCUCACACAGCUACCCUGUAAGAUGCCUGUGUGUGUACCUUACAUAUGCUUAAUUACGGUGUAUUUAUCAACAUAAACAUGUCUGUAAAGUCAAGGUUUAUUUUAGCACAAGACUGACUGACGGCAAAUAGUCAAAUAUUGCAGUGUUUGGAAAUGACACAAACCUUGACCACAGCAUUGUUGGAACUUAUUCCCUCCUGUUUUAAAGGAGGCAUUUUGGAUAUUAAAAAACUUAAUUUGAAGGAACUUCUUUUGGUGGACUACCAGAGAUUGUUAUUUUGAUAGUGGUACUUAAAAGGACUUUAUAUUUGUUACAUUGGUUAACCAUUUUUUUUUAGUUUAUAUUAAUACUUUGUACAUAGUGGGCACUUAGCAAAAAUUUAUUGACAAAAAAUAAAACAAAAACUGACAAA
Grammomys surdaster is the source of this 1512-nucleotide messenger RNA. RefSeq names its product MAP3K12 binding inhibitory protein 1 (gene Mbip). The record is from RefSeq and is a predicted model, not a curated record. Lineage: Eukaryota; Metazoa; Chordata; Mammalia; Rodentia; Muridae. Gene Ontology annotation, cellular component: cytosol. The transcript has 9 exons. The coding region runs from base 65 to 1090 and encodes 341 amino acids.